Messenger RNA from Trichogramma pretiosum, 1949 nucleotides. Its product is annotated as cell surface glycoprotein 1-like. The transcript has 2 exons. NCBI's taxonomy places the organism in Eukaryota, Metazoa, Arthropoda, Insecta, Hymenoptera, Trichogrammatidae. The record is from RefSeq and is a predicted model, not a curated record. The annotation marks the transcript as partial. Gene Ontology annotation, molecular function: chitin binding. Gene Ontology annotation, cellular component: extracellular region.
GAAGAAGAACUAGAACCUCAAACAGAAAAUGUACCUAUUGAAGUUGUAUCGCCUACUCCAACACUAGAGGAAGAAGAAACAAAACCACAAACUGAAAAUGUACCUAUUGAAGUGGUAACUCCUACACCAACACCAAAGGAAAAAGAUCCAGAACCUCAAACCGAAAACAUACCUAUUGAAGUAGUAUCUCCUACGCCAGAACCACAAACUGAAAAUGUACCUAUUGAAGUGGUAACUCCUACACCAACACCCGAGGAAGAAGAAUCAGAACCUCAAACCGAAAAUGUACCUAUUGAUGUUGUACCGCCUACUCCAACACUGGAGGAAGACGAAACAGAACCACAAACUGAAAAUGUACCUAUUGAAGUGGUAACUCCUACACCAACACCAGAGGAAGAAGAAACAGAACCACAAACUGAAAAUGUACCUAUUGAAGUGGUAACUCCUACACCAACACCAGAGGAAGAAAAACCAGAGCCUCAAACCGAAAAUGUACCUAUUGAAGUUGUUUCGCCUACUCCAACACUAGAGGAAAAAGAACUAGAACCUCAAACCGAAAACAUACCUAUUGAAGUAGUAUCUCCUACGCCUGAACCACAAAUUGAAAAUGUACCUAUUAAAGUGGUAACUCCUACACCAACACCAGAGGUGGAAGAACCAGAACCUCAAACCGAAAAUGUACCUAUUGAAGUUGUAUCGCCUACUCCAACACUAGAGGAAGAAGAAACAGAACCACAAACUGAAAAUGUACCUAUUGAAGUGGUAACUCCUACACCAACACCAGAGGAAGAAGAAUCAGAUCCUCAAACCGAAAAUGUACCUAUUGAAGUUGUAUCGCCUACUCCAACACUAGAGGAAGAAGAACCAGAACCUCAAACCGAAAACGUACCGAUUGAAGUAGUAUCUCCUACGCCACCACCAAAGAAAGAAGAACCAGAACCUCAAACCGACAAUGUGCCUAUUGAAGUGGUAACAUCUGCACCAGAACCUUAUACUGAAAAUGUACCUAUUCAAGUUUUUACUACUACGCCAGUACCAAAUAAGAAAACUACUCGUUCACCAUCGAGUGACAGGAAUCCAGGUUCUAGAACUUCAACAACUUCUUCUCCAGCAAGAAAUACAUUGAUUCUAAUAUCGACAAUUCAAGAUAUUGGGAACUGCGUUGGAUCUUGUCCUAAGUUCAAUGGUUGCAAUUCAGUUUAUUUAGCUCACCGUAAUUGUGAAAAAUUUUGUCAAUGUUCUAAUGGUCGUCCGAUUGUGAUGGAUUGUCCUGCAAAACUGCAUUUUAAUAUUAGACUUAAUGUGUGCGAUUAUCCCAGAAGAGCUGGUUGUCCAGAGAUUAAAACUAUACCCCCUACAAAUAACUGUAGAUCGUCACCAAAAGUUACUACUAGAACACCUAAAUAUCAGGGAAUUUCCAUCAUUCGUCAAUCCGAACGUUUAGAAACACCACAUAAUUACAACUUUAAGGUGUCUACAGAACAAGACUCUGAUUAUUGUAAAGGAUAUUGUCCCAGAAUUGAUGGUUACAAUUCGGUAUAUUUACCUCAUGUCAAUUGCAGAAAAUUCUGUCAAUGUUUCAUAGGUCACGCGGUCGUAUUUGAUUGUCCGGGUAAUUUACAUUUCAAUACCAAGCUAAAUGUUUGUGAUUGGCCUCAAAAUGCUGGAUGUACGGGAGUGCAAAAUCCGAAUAAUCAAUUCUCUGUAGAAUCGAAUAUUAGUUUAAAAUAUUGUCAGGGAACGUGCUCACAAUUUGUCAUUUACAGUUCCACGUAUAUGCCAAACGCAUUCUGUAAUAGAUUUUGCCAGUGUGCUAACGGUCGUCCCCACGUGUUUGAAUGUCCUCAGCAUUUACAUUUCAAUCCUAAGCUUAACGUGUGUGAUUGGCCUCACAACGCUCAAUGUACUGGUAUUGGUGGACUUGGUAAAAAAUGGUAUUUAUGAAAGUU